AUGCCACCCAAGAAAGUCAUCGAAGUGCCCAAGUCAGGUACGGGAGAUGAGGCUGCACUACAGAAAGAGCAGCAAGUGAGAGAUGGAAUUAAUAUUGAGGAUUUCACACUUCCUAAAAGUAUAGUGACGCGACUGGCCAAAGCCGCACUACCACCGAACACACAGAUCCAAGGGAAUGCUAUGUUGGCAAUGACGAAGAGCGCAACGGUUUUUGUAAACUAUUUAGCGUCGGCAGCAAAUGAGAAUGCGCAACAGAACGGAAAGAAAACAUUAGAUACCCAUGACGUCUUCGCGGCGCUCGACACCCUCGAAUUCCCGGACUGGAGAGAGAGAUUAGAGGCUGAGCUUGCUAAAUACAAGGAAAUCACAGCGGACAAACGGUCGAAAGCUAAGAAAACAGCCGCGGACAAGUCAGAAGAUACGCAGGAUGGACAGGACGGACAGCCGGUAGCUAAGAAAGUGAGGUUGGAUGGGCAGGGCCAGGUUGAGGAGAAGACUGAGGGCGCGGAAAAUACGGCCGAUGAGGCGGGGAAUACUGCUGAUGAGGAGGGGAGUGGUGAGGAAGCAGAAGAGGAGGAGGAGGAGGAAGAGGAGGGGGAAAAAGAGGGCGAAGAGGUGGAAGAUCCGCAAGCUACGGAGGUGGAGGACGAAGCGUUGGAUAAUGGUGAGGACAGUGAUUAA
Messenger RNA from Glarea lozoyensis ATCC 20868, 681 nucleotides. RefSeq names its product Histone-fold containing protein. The transcript is spliced from 4 exons. The record is from RefSeq and is a predicted model, not a curated record. NCBI's taxonomy places the organism in Eukaryota, Fungi, Ascomycota, Leotiomycetes, Helotiales, Helotiaceae. Gene Ontology annotation, molecular function: protein heterodimerization activity; chromatin DNA binding. Gene Ontology annotation, cellular component: CHRAC; epsilon DNA polymerase complex. The coding region runs from base 1 to 681 and encodes 226 amino acids. Gene Ontology annotation, biological process: heterochromatin formation; leading strand elongation; DNA damage response.